Molecule: messenger RNA, 403 nt
Organism: Dermacentor albipictus
Lineage: Eukaryota; Metazoa; Arthropoda; Arachnida; Ixodida; Ixodidae
Product: LYR motif-containing protein 2
Cellular component (GO): mitochondrion
Source: RefSeq, a predicted model, not a curated record
CUACGAUUGGGAUGAGACAGGGCAGGCAUAGCUAUAUACGAGUAAGGAGCAAGAUGGCAGCUUCCUUCAGUACGAAUACUUCGAAUAUGAUGACGCUAAAGAGAUUCAUGCUGAGGCAAGAAGUUCUCAAACUGUAUCGAGAUACUCUGCGAACGAUACGUGCUGUUGGUGACGAGCGGCAAAGAAAGGAGCUGCAGGUUUGGGCGAGACAUGAUUUUGACAGCAACAAGCACGUUACAGAGGAGGAUGCUAUCAAGAUGCACAUCGCCCGGGGAAAACUGGCACUCAAGGAACUCCAGUCAUCUGUACAUCUUUCAAAGUAGCUGCGUAGUUCAUAGAACUUUCCCUUAUUCAGUCAAAGGCUCACCCAUAUCAUAAUAAAAGUUAUUUCUUUCAUUGCUUA